UGUUACUAAAUGGGUAAUGGCUCUCAGGAGCAACAAUAUCCACCACUUGUUAGACAAGGCUCUCUGUACAAUAAUCUCACAUUUGAUGAGGUUCAGAGCCAGUUGGGAAACACAGAGAAGCCUCUCCAUAACAUGAAUUUGGAUGAGCUUCUAAGAAAUGUGAUCUCAGCUGAAAGUGGACUAGUUGUGCAAAACCCUUUACCACCACCUGAUUCAUUUCUUUUAGGUAAUAACACAGAUUCGAAUGGGGCUUCAAGCCACAAAACAUCUAAUGAGGUGUGGAGGGACAUUGUUCACUCAGAACAAGUUUACAGGUCAGUGAACAAUAACUUACAACAAUCCAUCUUGGGUCAAACAAAUUUGGAGAGUUUUCUAGCUCGUGCAAUGGACCCAAUGGUCAUGGGUUCACAACCACAAGAGUGGUUGCCAUUGCAAGUUCCUGGUAUUAAUUUCCAACAACAGCCUCACCAGGAGCAACAUCAACACAUAAGAAGGUUGUGUCCAGAUUUCAGUGUUUACAAACCAGUUUAUGAGAACCAAGUUUUGGAUAUUGGUUACUCAGAAAACUCAAUGGCAACAAUGCCAUCCACAUGUUCUGAUUCCAAGGAAGUUGAUGAUGUUAAGAGGAAGCAUAGUUACUCUGAUGAGAUGCUGGAAAAGACUAUUGAGAGGAGGAAGAAGAGAAUGGCCAAGAAUAGAGAAUCUGCUGCAAGAUCAAGGGCAAAAAAACAGGUAAGUAUAUAAGGGUAGUAGCAAUUUUCAAUUUUACUCAAUCAUUUUGUUUAGUAAAUGAUAUUUUUAUUCACGAUGAAAAUUCAUCAUUCUUGUUUAUUUGGUGAU
Messenger RNA from Lotus japonicus, 840 nucleotides. RefSeq names its product ABSCISIC ACID-INSENSITIVE 5-like protein 3. The record is from RefSeq and is a predicted model, not a curated record. Lineage: Eukaryota; Viridiplantae; Streptophyta; Magnoliopsida; Fabales; Fabaceae. Gene Ontology annotation, biological process: positive regulation of DNA-templated transcription. The transcript has a single exon. Bases 10 to 744 code for a protein of 244 amino acids. Gene Ontology annotation, molecular function: DNA-binding transcription factor activity. Gene Ontology annotation, cellular component: nucleus.